Molecule: messenger RNA, 2211 nt
Organism: Populus trichocarpa (black cottonwood)
Lineage: Eukaryota; Viridiplantae; Streptophyta; Magnoliopsida; Malpighiales; Salicaceae
Product: 3-ketoacyl-CoA synthase 4
Exons: 1
Coding region: 378-1910 (510 amino acids)
Biological process (GO): fatty acid biosynthetic process
Cellular component (GO): membrane
Molecular function (GO): acyltransferase activity, transferring groups other than amino-acyl groups
Source: RefSeq, a predicted model, not a curated record
AAAUCAUUACACAGCAAUUUUUUUUUUUUUUUAAAUAUCCCUCUACAAAUGUAAGAUAGAUGAAACAAGAACUAAAAAAACAGACAAGUAACGAUUGAAGAUUUCAUGUAUCGUCGUCGUCAUCAUCACCAGUUAUCUACUCAAAAUAUAGGUUGUCUUUAAUCAUUGUUUCUGGGUCUGGGUCGUGGUAUCAAACCCUUCUAAACUCACCCACCUUCAUUUCUCUUUCUUUAUCGUUUCAUCAGAUCCGUAUUUUAAACUUACAUUAAUCUCUUAUAUGCAAACCAUAGAUAGUCAACAACACCGUUUCUCUUACCACCACUCCAUAAGCCAAAAGGAACCCGUCUUGAAAGCCUUGAAAAUAUAGGGAAGACAGUAUGAACAACCCCCCUGAAACCGAAUCCACCACCACCAAUGGAGUCCAGAUCCGACAAUCACGAAGAUUGCCUGAUUUCUUGCAAAGUGUGAAUCUUAAGUAUGUCAAGUUGGGUUAUCAUUAUUUGAUAACUCAUUUGUUGACUCUGUGUUUUGUCCCUUUAAUAGCUUUUGUUAUUUUUCAAGCUUCUCAAUUGAACCCAAAUGACAUUCACCAGCUUUGGCUUCACCUUCAAUAUAAUCUUGUAAGUGUCAUUAUUUGUUCUGUUUUUCUUGUCUUUGGAGCCACGGUUUAUAUCGUGACCAGGCCCAGAUCCGUUUAUCUUGUUGAUUAUGCUUGUUAUAAGCCUCCAGCAAAGUUGCAAGUCAAAUAUGAACAAUUCAUGGAGCAUUCAAAGCUGACUGGUGAUUUUGACGAUUCUUCAUUGGAAUUUCAAAGGAGGAUCUUGGAAAGAUCAGGCCUUGGUGAAGAAACUUAUGCUCCUGAAGCUAUGCAUUAUAUUCCACCAAGACCAUCAAUGGCAGCAGCAAGAGAAGAGGCAGAGCAGGUGAUGUUUGGUGCACUGGAUGUUUUAUUUGCAAACACUAAUAUCAAGCCUAAAGAUAUUGGUGUUCUUGUUGUAAAUUGUAGUUUGUUUAAUCCUACACCAUCACUCUCUGCAAUGAUUGUUAACAAGUAUAAAUUGAGAGGGAAUAUUAGGACCUUUAAUCUUGGGGGUAUGGGGUGUAGUGCUGGGGUUAUUGCUGUUGACCUUGCUAAAGAUAUGUUGCAAAUCCAUAGGAAUACUUGUGCUGUUGUUGUGAGUACUGAGAACAUUACACAGAAUUGGUAUUUUGGGAACAAGAAGUCAAUGCUGAUACCUAAUUGCUUGUUUAGAGUCGGGGGUUCUGCUGUUUUAUUGUCGAAUAAAGCUAAAGACAGGAGAAGAGCAAAGUAUAAGCUUGUUCAUGUGGUUAGAACCCAUAAAGGAGCUGAUGAUAAGGCGUUCAAGUGUGUUUAUCAGGAGCAGGAUGAUGCUGGGAAAACAGGGGUUUCUUUGUCAAAAGAUCUCAUGGCAAUUGCUGGUGGUGCACUUAAGACUAAUAUUACAACCUUGGGUCCUUUGGUUCUUCCGAUUAGUGAGCAACUUUUGUUCUUCUCAACUUUAGUUGCUAAGAAAUUGUUCAAUGCAAAAGUGAAGCCGUAUAUCCCAGAUUUUAAGCUUGCCUUCGAUCAUUUCUGUAUUCAUGCUGGAGGGAGAGCCGUGAUUGAUGAGCUUGAGAAGAAUCUGCAGCUUUUGCCUAUUCACGUUGAAGCUUCCAGGAUGACUCUGCAUCGGUUUGGCAACACUUCAUCAAGCUCAAUUUGGUACGAGUUGGCUUACACCGAGGCAAAGGGAAGAGUGCGGAGGGGGAACCGGGUGUGGCAGAUUGCUUUUGGCAGUGGUUUCAAGUGCAACAGUGCAGUUUGGGAGGCUCUGAGGUAUGUUAAGCCAUCUACUAGUAAUCCAUGGGAGGAUUGCAUUGACAAGUAUCCAGUGCAGAUAGUCAUGUAGCGUGCUACAAUUUGGUUAUAGAUUCUUAAUUUGGAGAAGUGUCCUUGAUAGACUGGGCAGCAAUUACUCUGCUAUCUUUUUUUUCCUUUGUUAAUUUAUCGGGUUAGGUCAUGUGUGAUUUGGUUUUGAGAGUCAUAGUGUCUCUCCUAUUUGCUCUAGUAUCUUGGGUUAUAUUAAUGCCGAACCUCUUCUCUAGUGUCACUAUACUUUACUGCUCUGAUGGAUUUUAUUCUGAAUGUAUUCAAAUCAUUAUGAAGUCUUUAGUUUUCUUAAAGGCAUAUAAAAUCCAUGUUUAGACGAA